AUGGGUCUCGUCAUAUUUGAGAGAUGCAUGGGCCAUGAUGGCCAUUUUUUCAUGGCUGGUGGUGUUGCGGUUGGUGGUGCUGGAAUCACUGACAGGGACUUGGUGUUGGCUUAUUUGAGGCUGAAGCCGACUGAGUUUGCGGGCGACGGCGACGCCCUAGAUUUUCUGGAGGAGGUUGAGCGGAAUGCUCAGAGACUACAGGCUUCUGAGAGACAGACCGUUAUGCUAGUGGAUAUGUCCUUGAAGGGUGCUGCAAAUGACUGGUUUCGCAGGGAGAUUCGCGCAGUUAUGGCUACUAUUACAUGGGCGGACUUUGUGACAGAAUUCAAGGAAUUUUAUCUACCUUUCUUAGUGACAGAGGGUUUCAGAGACAGACUGUUGGUUCUGAGGAGAGGAGACAGAUCAGUACAUGAGUACACUACUGAGUUUAGUCAGAAAGGAGGUGUUCGAAAAGGAUAUCAGCCGUAUUCUCACAGUUCUGGUUACAGUGGGAGUAGCCGUGGAUCUGGUCGCGGUUACAGUGAGGGCGACAGUGGUGACGUGCAUAGUGUUCCGAUAGUGAAUGAGUUCACUGAUGUGUUUCCAGAGGAGUUGCCUGGAUUACCACCUGAUCGUGACAUCAAGUUCUGUAUUGAUGUCGCUCCGGGGACAGCUCCUAUUUCGAUACCUCCGUAUCGGAUGGCUCCUGCAGAGCUGAAAGAGUUGAAGGAACAGUUACAGGAAUUGCUUGUUAACAUCGAUGUGCCUAAGACUGCUUUCAGAACGCGGUAUGGGCAUUUCGAGUUUCUGGUCAUGUCUUUUGGGUUAACUAACGCACCAGCAGCGUUUAUGGAUAUGAUGAACCGGGUAUUCAAGCCGUUUCUGGAUCAGUUCGUUAUUGUGUUUAUUGAUGACAUACUGAUUUAUUCUCGGAGUGAGGAGGAGCAUGCUUUCCACUUGAGAACGAUAUUGCAGACCUUGCGUGAGCAUCAGCUGUAUGCUAAGUUCUCGAAGUGCGAAUUCUGGCUGGACCAAGUUACCUUCUUAGGACACGUGGUGUCAAAGGAUGGGAUCAAGGUUGAUCCGACGAAGAUUGAGGCGGUUAUGGAUUGGCAGAGGCCGAGGUCAGUUACCGAAAUCAGAAGUUUUCUGGGGUUAGCUGGCUACUACCGUCGGUUCGUGCAGGAUUUCUCCAGAAUAUCUGCACCGAUGACUAAACUGACACAGAAGGGUGUUAAGUUUGAGUGGACUGACAAGUGCGAGGCGAGCUUUGAGAAGCUCAAAGAGAUUCUGACUACAGCUCCUGUGUUAGCUUUGCCAUCUGGCAUUGAGGGGUUCACUGUGUAUUGUGAUGCUUCUCGUAUCGGUUUGGGGUGCGUUCUGAUGCAACAUGGUAAGGUGAUUGCCUAUGCUUCUCGCCAGCUGAAGAAGCAUGAAGUGAAUUAUCCUACUCAUGAUCUGGAGUUAGUAGCUGUAGUUUUUGCUCUCAAGAUUUGGAGGCACUAUUUGUACGGUGCGACUUGCGAGAUCUUCACUGAUCAUAAGAGUCUGAAGUACAUUUUUGAUCAGCAUGAGCUGAAUCUGAGACAACGGAGAUGGUUGGAGUUACUGAAAGACUACGAUUGUACUAUUCAGUACCAUCCGGGUAAGGCUAAUGUUGAAUCUUUGGGUACGAGAUUGGAUUUCAGUACUGCCUUUCAUCCUCAGACUGACGGUCAGUCUGAGAGGUGGCGUACAAGGGGGUUUACGGUAAAUUUUCGGGUCUUUUUCGGUUUGGAGGUUCGAUUCGUGAUUCGGUUCAAUUUUGGAUUGAGUCAGGUUCCCUUUGGUUGUGGUUCAACCAAACGGUUGAACCACAAAAUUUUGGAUCUGGUCUCAAAGAGACCUUAUCAUCAGGCUUGCUGCUACCGAGACCUUAGCAGCUUUGCUAAGGGCAUUUUUGCCUUUUCGACUUCACUACUUUGCACUCGAUUCUAA
Molecule: messenger RNA, 1956 nt
Organism: Mercurialis annua (annual mercury)
Lineage: Eukaryota; Viridiplantae; Streptophyta; Magnoliopsida; Malpighiales; Euphorbiaceae
Exons: 9
Coding region: 1-1956 (651 amino acids)
Source: RefSeq, a predicted model, not a curated record